Messenger RNA from Lathyrus oleraceus (garden pea), 600 nucleotides. RefSeq names its product peroxidase 17-like. Gene Ontology annotation, biological process: response to oxidative stress. The transcript has a single exon. The coding region runs from base 40 to 600 and encodes 186 amino acids. Gene Ontology annotation, molecular function: heme binding; peroxidase activity. The record is from RefSeq and is a predicted model, not a curated record. NCBI's taxonomy places the organism in Eukaryota, Viridiplantae, Streptophyta, Magnoliopsida, Fabales, Fabaceae.
AACAAUACUGUUCCAAACAAAACAAAAACAACCGGGACCAUGUUGUUUCAUACACACAACAACAUCGUCAUCAUGUUUAUCAUGAUCUUCACCAUAAACACAAUCUUAGUCACAUCAUCACCUCUGGUUCUCCGACCUGGAUAUUACUCAAAAACAUGUCCAAAAGCUGAAAUUAUUGUCAGAGAUGUCAUGAAAAAAGCACUUGUUAAAGAACCCAGAAGUCUUGCCUCUGUUAUGCGCUUUCAAUUUCAUGAUUGCUUUGUUAAUGGGUGUGAUGCUUCUAUGUUGCUUGAUGAUACACCAACGAUGCUUGGAGAGAAAUUGGCCCUUUCUAAUAUAAAUUCUCUGAGAUCAUUUGAGGUUGUUGACAGGGUUAAAGAGGCUCUUGAGAAAGCUUGUCCUGGAGUUGUUUCUUAUGCUGAUAUCAUAAUCAUGGCUUCUAGAGAUGCUGUGGCACUGACAGGAGGACCUGAUUGGGAAGUGAAGUUAGGAAGAUUGGACAGUUUAACAGCAAGUCAAGAAGACUCAAACAAUAUCAUGCCAAGUCCAAGUGGCCUACAAAAUACUGCACCAAGCAAAUGUCAAGUAUCAUACCAUUAA